Messenger RNA from Phialemonium atrogriseum, 2632 nucleotides. Its product is annotated as Alpha/Beta hydrolase protein. Lineage: Eukaryota; Fungi; Ascomycota; Sordariomycetes; Cephalothecales; Cephalothecaceae. The record is from RefSeq and is a predicted model, not a curated record. The transcript has 3 exons. Gene Ontology annotation, molecular function: serine hydrolase activity. Bases 291 to 2300 code for a protein of 669 amino acids.
ACACGAGGUCGACCCAACCCACGCACACCCUCAAUUUAGCCUAUGCAAUGUAACCACUCGCUGCACUUAUUCCUACACUAGAAUGCCUGCAACCGGUGGACUUUUGAACCAGGAAUUUCCCUCCCCUUCCCCAAUUAGUGGUCCCCAAUUAGUGACGGAGAUUAGCGAACGGGGUGACACCUGGGGAACUUGAAAUGGGUCCGACUCUGCCUGGCGGGAUGGUAUAAAUGUGAAGUCAAGCAUCGCUGUUUCCUUGGCGGUUCUUGCCAUUUGGAUAUCCUAUUCCUGCCAUGGCUCUCCUGAUGCGCACUGCUGUCCUCUGGGCCACCCUUGCUGCGGGUGCCACCCCUUCUCCCAAGAGUCUGGGGUCAGAUCUCUCCAUCUUGAUCAACAAUGACCUCCAAGGUACGAGUAGCCCUUCGGCAAGCUCCGCCGUGAUACUUCUGGGCCGCCGAUCCCUCGAGGAUGCUGCAUCUGGCUGUGAAGAAUUGGGGGAGCAACUUUGGUCCCCUGAGCUCGGGACCGCGAGCAUCCAGGUGAACCUCGACUAUCUCAAGUACCAGCAGAAGGCCGACGACGCGUCGCAGUUCUGGAUUGCCUCCUCGGAAGACAAGGCUCGAGCAAUUGGAUCCUCUGGCAGUGUCACCUUUGUCGAUUCCGGUCUCCGCCUGCCGGCUCUGUGCACGCAGUCUGCCCCGUUCUCGAACCAGAGCGUGCAAGAUACCAGUGAGAGAUGGCAAGUCAAGGUGCAUUCGAACAACGAGGACUACACCGGAUUCCGCGAUAGGUUGAGCUUCCGGUUUUUGGGGAUCCGGUAUGCGCCGCAGCCCAAGCGGUUUUCCUACUCGGUGCCAUACAAAGGCUCCGGAAAGACUGUCUCGGCGCUGGACUUUGGCCCCCAGUGUAUGCAAGGCGGCAGCGGCGGGUCUGAAGACUGUCUUUUCCUCAACGUCUGGACUCCGUACCUCCCUAAGCCGGACUGCAAGCCGAGGAAGAGCAGUCUUAAGCCGGUCAUGUUCUGGAUCCACGGCGGCGCUUUCGCGACCGGCACGGGUAGCGAUCCGCUCUUCGACGGAGGCAACAUCGCCUCCCGUGGUGACGUCGUCCUGGUCGUCAUCAACUACCGCGUCGCUACGCUGGGUUUCUUGGCCCUGGACGACGGCGUGACGAACGGCAACUUCGGGCUUGCGGACCAGAUCAACGCGCUCGACUGGGUCCGGGCCAACAUCCAGGACUUUGGGGGGGAUCCCGAUAGGAUCACCGUGUUCGGCCAGUCGGCCGGCGCCUCGUCGGUGCGGGCCCUGAUGGCUUCUCCAAAGGCGGUCGGCAAGUUCGCAGGCGCCAUCCAGAUGAGCAACCUGGGAGGCAUCAACUACGGCACCACGUACAGCAAGUACUACACGAUCAAGCAGCAGGUGGACGCGAUCGCGGGCGCGAUCCUCGACGAGACCAACUGCACGGCCGCGGCCUCCCAGGUCGAAUGCCUGCGCGCGGUCGACGCGACGACCCUGGCCAACCUGGCCGACAUGGGCCGCUUCCUCGUCGUCGACGGCACCUACCUGACGACGGACGAGCUCCAGCUCGACGGUCCCCGCCUCCCCGUCGACGUCAUGAUGGGCGGCAUGCGCGACGACGGCGCGCCCUUCAUCCUCUUCCCGACAACCACCAACGAGAGCGAGUACCUCGCCAUGUGGGGCUACGACGCCCCGCCCGCGGACCUCUUCCCCAUCCCCGCGGGCGCCAACGCCACGCUCAACCUCUACAACAUGACGGCGCGCCUCGCCACCGACGGCAUCUUCCGCUGCAUCGACCAAGCCACCGUCAAGCGCGGCACCGAGACCGGCCGCCUGGGUCCCUCAGUCUACUUCUACGAGUUCGGCCGCUCCUACCAGACCGCCGGCUGGCCGGGCACCGACGUGUGCGACCCGCCCCGGACGCCCGACCGGCCCCACGGCGACCCCUCGCUGCCCUACUUCCGCUGCCACUCGGGCGAGCUGUACUACGUCUUCGGCAACCUCGCCCGCCAGGGGAUGCCCGACCGCGACGGCGGCGCCGACGCCGACCUGUCGCGCCUCACGCUCGACUCGUUUGCGGCGUUUGCGCGCUCCGCAGACCCGAACCCCGACGCGGCGUUCCUGGCCGCGCGAGGGUUCGCGGCCGCCGACGAGACUGCUAGGUGGGAGCCUAGCAGGGCUGGGGAGUUGACGAUGAGGGUGUUUGAUUGGCCGAGCUAUCAGGCGCCGUUUAGGGAGCUGCCGCAGUGCGAGGGGCUGGGGUUGGGGUUGGAUUAUUAUGGGUAGAUGGGGGGAUGUUGCGCGUUGUGGGAUAGAGAGGGGUGGAGUGGUGAGUCGUGUUGCUGGGCUUACUGUUCUUGGCUGUCGAUGUAUGGUCACCAUAUUGACAGGGCUGGACAAACUCACGGCGAAGUAAUGUUUGGAGUUGGACUACAUGAUAUCCUGAAUAAAUUGUAGUGACACAACACCGCUGAUGGGCUCUUCUGGUCCGUUGAGUCAUUGUGAUGUACAUGCCAUGACAGUUUAUGAAUAACUACGAUGGCAUACCCGAGGCUGUGACAGAAGAUAGGAGCUAGAUAUAUCUAGACGACAUAUAUGCAGAAAAGCCAGUCACUUUA